AUGGGCCUGGCCCGCGUGCAUUACUGGGGCCGCGAGCGAAAUUGGGAAAUCAAUCCCGCACGUGUAGUGCUCGCGGAUCUCCCACUCGGACUCCCCAUGGCGGAUCACGCACGUGUGGACGUGCGGGAACCCGUACAAGCCGCCGAUACCGAGGACGGUGCAGCCGGGCUCGGUCGGGGGCCCGAAGAAGCCGAAAGUGGUGAACCCGUUGUCGGUCAUGGGGGGGAGGUGGAUCGUGCGGCGGCUGCACGGGUCGAAGAAGAAGAAGGUGCCUUGGUCGGGUCGGGUCAUGAGGAUCCAGCCGUGGCGGGAGCAGCAUAUCUCGGCGCCGUGGAGGUCGGGGAAGGAAGUUUGGAAGGUGGAGCCGUUGCAGCCGUGUGCGCGUGCGGGGGUGGUAGCGCGUGA
Striga asiatica is the source of this 405-nucleotide messenger RNA. NCBI's taxonomy places the organism in Eukaryota, Viridiplantae, Streptophyta, Magnoliopsida, Lamiales, Orobanchaceae. The record is from the annotation of a GenBank genome assembly.